Molecule: messenger RNA, 6560 nt
Organism: Pocillopora meandrina
Lineage: Eukaryota; Metazoa; Cnidaria; Anthozoa; Scleractinia; Pocilloporidae
Source: the annotation of a GenBank genome assembly
GGGAAAGGUAACAAGAACCCAGCUCAUACACUCCGCCUAUCCGUUAUCCCUUGAUAACUACAGUUCCACAAUUCCAGAAUUUUUGGUUGUGUGCUUCAACUACGUACCAUGUUUCCUCCUUCCAUCGAUUGGGUAAACAUCAUGCUACGCGUACUUCAACUGCUUCUUUUUGUGUGAAACCCGAAAAAUGCCCCUCACUAUCGAUUACAUUCUACAAACUUUGAGCAUCGUUCUGCUGUACUACGUAGGAUUCUUAGCGAGCACUCACCUGCUGGGCAUCUUUACGCUGUACAAGCUGUUCUUCUAUACACCCUUAUGGCCGGUUGUACUUCUCUAUUUAUCAUGGACGUAUCUCAUUGAGUGGAAAACCCCUGAACGUGGCGGAAGAGAUCUUCUGAUAAACUUUGCAAGAAGGCUUUCUGUUUUCAAGUACAUGAGGGAUUACUUUCCUAUUACCCUCGUCAAAACUAGCGACCUCGAUCCACAGAAGAAUUAUAUUUUUGGAUAUCAUCCCCAUGGGGCUCUUACUGAAGGAGCAUCGAUAGGAUUGAAUACAGAAGCAUGUGGAUUUAGUGAAAAAUUCCCCGGAAUCAUUCCGCAUCUUUCCGCGCAUUCAGGUAAGCUAAAUCAACUUGAAUCGCCAUAUUGGUCAAUACUUCAUUACGAUUUAAAUUUUUAGUAAACAGCCCAAAGUUUUUGCCUAUUUUGACAUUAUUACAGUUUUUGAUUCGUCCAAGUAUCCAUUCUUUGUCCGUUAUUUAACGAGAAACAUGUAUACGACUGAUCUUUUGACAAAAUGUUCAUCUAUUUCAUUCUUAGUUAGUUGUAACAAUAAAUUUGGGUGUAAAAUCUGUAUCCCUGGAUCAGUGGUUAAGUGGAUUACGGACUGCACCUCGACGUAACUGUAUUCCAUGUACUCAAUUAUUCAAGUAUUUCAUCAAUUACCAGGGAGCAAGAAAAAGUAUUGACCCAAGUUCCUAGCUUUUCCCUUUCCAUAUACCACAUUUGAAUGCACCUAAAAUGGAACCCACGGCAGGAAUGAGACCGAGUAGACACACCGCACCCAUGAGCAGUCCUAAGGCAAGUUGCAGUGUAAGAAAAGAGACAAACGCAUAUGGGGCUUAUUCGGUUUGUAUCUGACUUGCUUGUUUUCUGGAAACUUUUCGUUCAGGUAUCCUAACAGCCUUGUUAUACCGUGAUAUCGUGAUGGCCCUUGGCGUGAUUGAUGUGACACGUGACAGCUUGGAAUACAAUCUGACACAGAAGGGGGCGGGACACUCGGUUGUCAUCAUUGUGGGCGGACAAGCAGAGAUACGAGAAAUGGGCUUUGAUAGCUACGUGCUGAUAAUGAGUCGGCGGAAAGGAUUCAUUAAAUUGGCUUUACAACUUGGGUUUGUAUCAGACAGGCAUCUUAUCUUUCUGACAUCUUAUCUCUUGUAAUUUCAGCUAAAAGCAGGAGCUAAGUAAUGGGUUCCUGCUGAAAGUAAGAUGGCAAAGAAGGCUGAAAAAUGUUAGAAGAAUUAUCUUGCCUUCAAAGCUAGCAUCGCCCCUACCCAACCCAACCCCAACCCCCAGCCUCCGCUUCAAGGAUAGCCGCUAGUCGGGAGGCAUAAGCUGACUCGUUUACCCUUGUUGUGAAUAUUCUGUAUCCUCCAUUACACGGAGUUUUGACAUGGACUGUAAGUAAGUGCGGAAACGUUUAUCAUUUUUCAGAUGCGAUCUUGUCCCUGUAUUCGGCUUUGGACAGAAUAAUCUUUAUCGUCAUUUUAUUGGCGGCAGUAGUUGCACCCAAUAUUCACGACCUCAGCUUUGGUUUAGAAAUUUCACUUCUUGCCUCGGAACUUGCUUUCUUCCGGGACGAUCUCCAAUCAACGUUGUAGGUAAGCGUAUUUUUCAUUAAUGAAUGUUUUUCUCUUUUAUGCAGUGGUUUUUUUUUUAACAAAUUGAGUAUCAAAAGCAAUCUGAGAUACCUUUAGUUUUGCUCUGCUUCGCUCUAUGAUUGGUCCAGAAAACUCGUCCCGCUUUCUCAACGUACCAAUCAGACGCAAAACUAGAACCAAUCACGAAUUGAUCGCUCGCGUUUUCCUGCGCUCUUGGUUGUUUUAACUUGAGUUCUCAUAGGCUCUUUAAGUUAUUUUUCUUCCUCCUGACAGGCCGUUGCGAUUAUUUAAGUUUUGGUGUUACAACGCUCGAUCGAAAAGAGCUCCAAAGAAAGACCUAUGCAAUCCUAAAUUACAUUCGACACAAGCUAGCAACCAACAGAUCUGUUGUUAGCGUAUGAUUUCUCUUCAUAUCAAUUCUAUAGUGGUUAGUUCAGUAAUGGUUUCACUUUUCCUUUCCACAGUGGGAUCGCCCAUUUCUGUAUCUAAGAUUGAGUGUCCAACGCAGGAGGACAUCGACAAACUUCACGCACGGUACAUAGACGAACUGAAAGGAUUGUACGAGAAAUAUAAGGACAAGUAUCACCCAUCAGAGAGAUCAGAGUUGUUGAUCGUCUAAUUUAUAUUAAACGAAGUUGGUUGAAGUUUUUUCCCUUUUACCCUAAAAAAAAUGUACCAAAUUACAGUCGUUUUGAUUGGUCCCUCUUCCAGGAAAACUCACCCGCAAACUCGGAAAUUCCCACCAUAUUUUUCUUACCUAAAGGUCCCAUGGUGUGCAGUGAGUUCUGUUGUGCAUAAGGGUCGAGAAUGUGCGCAAUAUUGUAAGUGUUAAAUUUCCCACCGCGAACUACCUAAGGAAUACAUCAACAAACUCUCUAGCCUCUAAGCACAUGGCGGGAUUUUUACACGUGUCUUUACUUGAAAUUAUCUAAACACAUACGAGCGGCGAAGCGAAUGGGGGGAGACUCCAUGAAAUUGCGAAAUUAAUUGCAGGCCACGGGUGGCAUCAAACUCUUAGCCUGCGUCACCCGCAAAAUUAGGUUUAUCACUUUAUCAGGGGUUCACUGACAAAAUGCAUUCUUCGCAAACAAUCUAGUAAGGUGGGACAAAACAACCGCUAUAUGCCGUUAAGCAACACACACCGUCAUUCAUGGCUUUUAUCGAAAUUUAUCUGGAGGCAGGGAAAAGUAGCAAGAAUUGUGAGAAUGCUUGACUCAGACAUUCCGCCAAUCAUUAAUAACUGCAAAGUUACAAUUCCACUAUUCCCAGAUUUAUCAUUAUUUACAGUAACACACGUUAUGACGCAACCAAAGGCGCAUCGAUAGGAUUGAAUACAGAAGCAUGUGGAUUUAAUAACAAAUUCCCUGAAAUCAUUCCACAUCUGUCCGCGAAGUCAGGUAUGCUCCAAUCGAUUCGAAUCUCCACAUUUUAAUGUCGUGUUUGGUUGAUGCUUUGUUACGAUUGAAAAUUUUAAGUAAACAGCUUAAGUGUUCGCUUAUUUAACCAUCAACGUUUACAAUUCGUCAAAUAAUUAAUUUCUCUUUCAUUCUUUAAUCAGAUAUAUGCUUACAUCCGAUCUGUUGACAAAAUGUUUAGCCAUUUCAUUCUUGGUCAUUUGUAACAAAACAUUUCGAAGUAAGAUCGGUAUCCCUGGACUAAUUGACUAGUGGAUUACUGAUCGUUCCUCGAUGUAUCCGUAUUCCUUUACUCAAAUGUAAAAUUAUAUCCUCAAAUUGGUAAAAAGAAUGGCUUCCCAGCCAACACGAAAAAGUAGUGAACCAAGUUCCCAGUUCUUCCCUUUUCAUAUCCCACCUCUAACUGUAACUCAAAUGGAACCCUCCGAGGAUAAUACUGAGAAUAGCAGUAAAACGCCGUUAUUCAUGGCAUUUGUAACGAUUCCUCCGAGGGCAGAAUAGCGAGGAUAUAAACCAGACAUUCCGCUGAUCCCUAUCAACUGUAAAGUUUCAAUUCCAACGUUCCUGAAUUUUUCAAUAUUUACAAUGGACGGACCAAUCAACGGAAGCUAUGACGUAUAAGAUAUCUUCGUGUUCUUCUCAUUAGGCUUGACAAGCAUCACACAAUGCCAAUUAGAGCUGUCCGUUUCGGUCUAAAACCCGAAAAAUGUCUCCAAGUAUCGACUACAUUUUACAAUAUUUGAGUAUAGCACUGCUGUACUUUUGUGGGAUUCUUAGGAGGCACUCACGUACUGGGCAUCCUUACGCUUUACCAAAUAUUUUUUUAUACACCCUUAUGGCCGGUUGUACUUCUCUAUUUAUCAUGGACAUAUCUUGUUGAGUGGAAAACCCCAGAACGUGGCGGAAGAGACCUUCUGAUAAACUUUGUACGAAGGCUCUCUGUUUUCAAGUACAUGAGGGAUUACUAUCCUAUUACCCUCGUCAAAACUAGCGACCUCGAUCCACAGAAGAAUUACAUUUUUGGAUAUCAUCCCCAUGGAGCUUUUACCGAAGGAGCAUCGAUAGGAUUGAAUACAGAAGCAUGUGGAUUUAGUGACAAGUUCCCCGGAAUCAUUCCACAUCUGUCCGUGACAUCAGGUACUCUAAAUCAACUCGAAUCGCCAUAUUAUCGAUCAGGUUUGGUUGACUUUUUACGAUUGAAAAUUUUAAGGAAACAGUCAAAAGUUUGCAGUAAUUUUACUAUUACAGUUUGUGUUUCGUCUGGGAAUUAAUUUAUCUUUCUUUCUACUUUCGGAAAUAUGCGCACAACUGAUCUGUUGAAAAAAUAUUCAACCAUUUAAAUCUUGGUCAUUUGUUACAAAACAUUUCGGUGUAAAAUCAGUAUUUCUGGACUUGUGAACUAUUGGAUCACGGAUCGUACCUCGAUUUCUUCAUAAUCCUUUAACUCAAAUAUUAAAACACCUUUUCAAAUCAAUAUUUCGUCAGCUUUUCAGUGAGUACAAAAAGUAUGGGCUCAAAUUCUCGGCCCAUUCUUUUUUUAUAUCCCGACUGUGCCUAAAGUGAAACUCCUGACAGACACUAGGUGGCCAAACUACACCCUUGUAACCCUUAUGUAAGAGAUACAGAAAGGCAAAAGAAUAUUUAUCUCUAGUUUGCUGUUUUUCCGGAAUUUUUUUGGUGCAGCAAUCCUUAAAGCCUUGUUAUACCGUGAUAUUCUUAUGGCCCUUGGCGUGAUCGAUGUAUCACGUCACAGCUUGGAAUACAAUCUGACGCAGAAGGGGGCGGGACACUCGGUUGUCAUCGUUGUGGGAGGAGCAGCGGAGAUUCGUGAAAUGGGCUUUGACAGCUACGCACUGAUAAUAAAACGGCGGAAAGGAUUCAUGAAACUGGCUUUGCAAACUGGGUGUGUAUAAGACUUGGAGUUUCUUAUCAGUUGGAAAGUCGUCUAUUACCAAAGGUUUCAUUGAUUUACUAUCACUGUAAUUUCGAUUAUCAGUAUUUCCAAAGCAUCAUUGUCCAGCCUAUAACUUUAUGGGAUCCAUCUUUUCACGUCUUAUCUGAUUUCACCAAUAAGUAAAUCUGACGACGACACGGAUGGUUUAUAAAAGCCUGACGCGAAAUAGAAAGUUCGUACUUAGCUCAAACUCGUGGGGUAAAAAGGAAAUUUCUUGCCUCUUAGGAAUUCGCAGAGACGUGAACCUUUUCUGAACUACGCUCCUUGAUUUCCGUUAUUCAGCAUUUUUCAUUCGCAUAUUUAUUAAUUUAUUUUUAAUCUUUACCAUUAGUUUUUAUCAAUUUUUGAGAGGCACCCUCUGGAUUGGUAUUCCUGGUUGUAACUAUUCAGUUCUACAUCACUCAGAGUUUUGAGAUGAAUCGUAAUCAGAUGGAAAUGUUUAUCAUUUUCAGGUCCGAUCUCGUCCCUGUCUUUGGGUUUGGACAAAAUAAUAUUUAUCAAGUUAUUGGCGGCAGUAGAUCCUCUCAAUUUUCACGAUUUCAGCGUUGGCUCAGGUCUUUUACUUCUUGCUUAGGAACUUGCUUUCUUCCGAAACGAUCUCCAAUCAACGUUGUUGGUAUGCAGAAAUCUUGAUAAGCACUUAAUGACUGGCCACAAGGGAAACAGUGAGUUUUGUUUCCCUAAGACCUUCAAUGUUCCCCGAUGUGACGCCAAGGAGAAACUAAACUCACUGUUUCCCAUGGUGCCAGUGUGGUUUUUUUAUACUUCAAAGCUCAAAAAAUAGAACAAAUUGUAGAAGAGUGGCGCACAAACUUGCCCCGAUUUCAAGGUGCAUUUCCCCAUCAUGUUUGAGUCGAAAGUUUAAGUUAUUUAGAGGGAGUUUGUGAGUUUUGACUCAUGACACGUGAUACGUUCUUCCCUCCAAUUGGAAAGCGCUUUUAAGUUGGGAGGUGAAACAAUACUUUUGAUCUAGCUUGAAACUAUUACGACAAUCAUUUGGUAGUCAUAACUUCUACGUUUUUUCAAAAACUGUGGAAGGACCGUUAGUUCUUUCUGCCUUCAUCAUAAUUGACAUAAGUGGCAUUUAUAAGUUCAGUAGUUAUUUGUUUUGAGGAGACGAUCUAUUCAGUACCGGUUUUAAUUUUCUAUUACACAGUGGGAUCACCUGUUCCUGUGACCAAGAUUGCCAACCCAACACAGGAAGAGAUAGACCAACUUCACGUGCAAUAUUUAGAAGCACUUACCGAUCUGUACGAGAAAAAUAAGGACAAGUAUCAUCCAACAGGGACUUCAGAGUUAUUGAUCAUUUAG